Anisakis simplex (herring worm) is the source of this 1446-nucleotide messenger RNA. The record is from the annotation of a GenBank genome assembly. Lineage: Eukaryota; Metazoa; Nematoda; Chromadorea; Rhabditida; Anisakidae.
AUGGCGAUGAGUACGCGAUUCAUCGUAUUGAUAGCGUUGGCUAUAUCGUAUGUCACAUCAAAACCAGCAACCACUGCGACAAGGCAAACUUCGCAACCCGAUAUUGGUGACGUUUCUAGUCAUAUUGGGCAAUCUUCAGCUAUCCUAUUUUCAGAAUCAAUUCCGAACGAAGUUCGAAAGUUCUAUGGUAGUUUGAACGCUGAAGAGAAGGGUGCUCUACGAGAAUAUGCAAAAGAGUUGAAAGAAGGCCAAACUAAUUUCUCAUUAGCUGACAACGUUAUUGGUGGCAUAAAGAGCGGUAGUGAAGAACUGACGACUAAACUUGGUCUAUUCCGUGAUUUAAUCAACUCAAAACUCGAAGGUCUUUCGCCAGAUGGCAAAGCAUUCGUCGAACAAAUGAUACGAAAAUUGAUAAUAAUGGUUGGUGAAUCUAACGGAAUUAUGGAUAUUCUGAUGGGCAUGAAAAACUUCGGUAGGGAUGUUUUGAAAAUGUUUGAUUCACUCUCUGAAAAGACCCGAGAUGAAUUGCUUCAAGGAUUUCCAACAAUUGGAGCAAUUGCGACCAGUGAUAUCGCCCGUGUGAUAUUGAACAAAUUAGCUGAUUAUUCGCCGGCAAGUGGAGCUGAUGUGACCAUGUCACCGUCGCGUGAUAUUGAUGACAAACCAGUAAAAAAGGUAUCGCAUACGCCAACAACCCCUCCAUCCGAUACACCAAUCCAUUCAUCCAUAUAUCCUUCUGUCCAACCAAACAAGGACCCGCAAGAUAUGGCUGGUGAGGAUGAGGUGGUAAUGCUAAAAGUGGAUACAGAAUCGGGUCAAGCAAUGCGGGUAGCAUUCCAACUGCUGAUUAUAAGCUUAUCAAUAUGCGUGGUGACGCCUGCUAAACCGAUACGAUCAGAUCUCACCUCUCUUGCUAUUGAGUUACUUGAGUUUGUUCCGUCGAGUUUUCUGACAUUCUUCGGCGAUAUGAAUGACACCGACAGAAGUGCACUACUUGAAUUGUCGAAAAAUAUCUCGAAUCAUCGUCUAACGGCUGAUAACGAAAAACAUUUCUUAGAUGAGCUGAAGAUUAAAAGUGAGAAUGCGUAUACAAAAGUGAUGGGAGUACGGAAUUAUGUUCAAUACAAAGUGGAAAAUCUGAAACCAGAUGCAAAAGAGUUUACGAAAAAGUUGGGUGAGAAGUACCUAUCAUUGUUCGUGCAAUUGCAAGGUGCUCAGAAGGGUACGUUCGGGAAAUUGAAAAUCUUCGUGAACGAAACAUUCAAAAUGUUCGACGAGUUGAGUGCCGAGGGGAAAGCGGAUCUACGAAGUGCAUUCACUGAAAUUACGCAACUUCUUGAAAAUCCGCGAUUCCGUAAUUAUCUUCGCCGAGUUUUUGAAUGUAAUGAAGUGAAGAGGGCGUUCAACCGAGCUGAUCGAGCCUAUAAUCCUAAGCGAAUUUCCUAG